Messenger RNA from Gaeumannomyces tritici R3-111a-1, 7192 nucleotides. RefSeq names its product CMGC/CDK/CRK7 protein kinase. Gene Ontology annotation, cellular component: cyclin/CDK positive transcription elongation factor complex; nucleus. Lineage: Eukaryota; Fungi; Ascomycota; Sordariomycetes; Magnaporthales; Magnaporthaceae. The transcript has 3 exons. Gene Ontology annotation, molecular function: cyclin binding; ATP binding; cyclin-dependent protein serine/threonine kinase activity. The record is from RefSeq and is a predicted model, not a curated record. The coding region runs from base 2781 to 6647 and encodes 1288 amino acids. Gene Ontology annotation, biological process: transcription elongation by RNA polymerase II; protein phosphorylation; positive regulation of transcription elongation by RNA polymerase II.
ACAAACACUCACUCGCCUAUGAUUUUUUCAACCGAGACUGAAGGCCAUAUCUAUUUCUCCAACCUCAUGCGCAUCCUUACCAUAACUAUUUUACGCACAGGAGGUCGCCGUCGGCCAAUCUUCCAUCUUUCAUCCACCUCAUGGGCCUCUCGUCCUGGCCCACCUCGCCGAGAAUGGCCAGGUCGACAUCAUGCUCAGAUCACCUCCACACGCCUCAUUCACUACCAGCUCGAUUCUCUGUGACCGUUUCAGGCCACUGAGCGAAACAUGCUGGCCUGGCUUCCAACCAUCCCUCACUGGAUCUUCAAAAAAGACUGAAUGCGGGUAAUAAUGGAGUCCGGGUAGUUGAGGUGCACAUACUGCUCAGACAUCCCAACGAAGCAACCCAUCGCCGAAAUUAUGACAGCAAACAAACGACCGGAUCCGUCCGGCCAAGGGGUCCGUAACGACCACCUAUUUGAUCGAUUUGGAGGCGAUAGUGGUCAUUUAGACACUCGCGCAGUCGGCUGGAGUGCGGGGUGUCUACUGCUGGCGCCUGUCUGAUCUGGAUUCAACGAAGAUGCACAACCUGCAUUUGGGGCGUCUUCGUAUCAACAUUGGGCGCACUUCAACGGCCGGAACGACGUCGCCCACAGAUUUCCCCCCCUGUUUAUGGGUGACGUAUCUAUCAACCUGGCACACUUUCCGGGGCUCUGGGCAGGGACUUGCCCCACAGCAUGGCGUCUUGCGGCUCGAGUAGAUUGCUCGACUUACCCAACGAGCCUGGAUACUAACUUGAACUGCGUCCAAGCCAUCACUGGGUAUGGAUGGAUGUUUUACGUGCAUUCGGCCAGACUUUCCGCCCUCCGCUGCUCACUCAGUCGUCACUGGGAGCUCUUCAACGAAGUGGCGACUGCUGUCUGACGCCCUCAGGCUGUAUGGCCUCGCGGGUCGCUAGCAGCUGGAGGCGAACGGGAUGAUUGCAUGGGAUGUGGGGUGGGACGCGCACAGGAGAAGGCGGCACUGGGCUUGCAAAUCGUAAAAUUGCAUGAUAUCAUAGGUAGUUUGGCGGGUGCGCGUCCAGCUUCCUGUCCAACUGCAUCAUGACGGGGUGCGGGCAGGGAAGCCUAGGCUUUGGAGCCAGAACUGCGCGGCUUGAAGUCGCCUGGCUAUCACUAAGGGGAGCCUUGGUUUGUUAGGUGGCCGUUGCUUGCCUAUGUUCAGAGUGGCUCUGAACCUCUCCAGGGAGGCGGAGAAUGAGGAAGAUGAGGCAAAAAGAGAGAACAAAGGGAAGGCAUGGAAUCGGGCAUGGGUGGCGCCUGAUCGACCACCUUGUCCGUCCGUCCUACAUGGUGGCCCGAGUCUGGCCUAUUUAGGCCGUCGAGGGACAUCCCACCUUUCACAAGGUGGCGCUUCGAGCUCUACGCGCUACUAGGCUUCCUGACACGCUAUGAUGACUGGGAAUCAGGCAAAGGAGCAUUGAGCACACUUGCACGCCUAUUCUCGCAUCGAAGAUAGCACGAGAGCGGUCGGAAGCUGCGGCUGGAGGGGCUACAGCCUUAUCGACCCCAUCACUCGCCGAUUGCCUCGACCUGGCAUUCUUGUCCGAGUGCACCAGCCUCGAGACCAAGCCAUUCAACACACGACGUCAACGUGCCCGGAUAGCCGUGCGAUAGAUCUGGCUAGACGAGCAACUGCCGAGGCAACCUCGGUAUCGUGUCUCUAGAGCGCAUGAGUUUCUCUAGUUUGUGGAACGGGUACCUAGAGCCGCCUCCUUUGGGAGGUGCUGCCCAAGCCCAAGGAGCGACUCUCGAGCAUCGACGCUGGAAAAUCUCGUUUGCGCCGCGCCUCGAGCCUUCGACGGUCACAGGAGAGGACCACCCGUGAGAGCAACACCAGUCCUGCAUACCCAUUACGUGCAGAAACCAUUCGCUUAUGGGCUUGGCUUGGGCGCGUGUCUUUUGGGCAACGUAGGCCGCGUCCGGCUGCCGGCCACAUAACCAGUGCACACAACAGCUAGCCGCUCUGGCUGAGGUGGACGCAACAGCCUUGUCCAAGCUUCAUCCCAUCGCACCAAGUCCACGCAGACAGCCUCUCUGCAGGACUAGCACCACCCGCUCCUGUCUGCGCUCGACUUACCACCUAAUGUACCCACAGCUUAUCACUCUCCGCAGCAGGUCAUCCUCAAAUCGCUCCUGAAAAGACAAAUCAAACAAACGCCCGCCAGAUUGCCCGCAGGCAAAUUGCCAACACGGGCCGGCAAAGCUCGCCAGGCCGUUCCUCUUCAAUCGAGUUGUCAUUCAAUCUCAACCCGAUCUAGGAAUCUUCGCCAUCGCCCAAUUCCCGCGCCGGCUGAGGUAAUCUGCCUGCCUGCUCGAAUCACCGUAGACUCGAGCCUCGCGUCGCGCCAACCACCAAAAUCGUGCGUCCUGCUUUUGCCCAGUGCUCCACCAAGAAGAAAGAAAAAAAAGACAAAGGACGCGCGGCGGAGGCCUUUUUAGUAUUCGCUACGUUGGCUUUAGCCACGUUUUUGCCUGCACCAAAGGCAAGCAGCGCCCUCUGCUAGGCUGGAUGUGUGCGCGGGCUCAGGUCACACAGUGUGUGCUCCAGCGGGCUGUCGGUGCCUGUUGCCAGCAGUUUGGGGCGUGGGCGGCCGCUGAAACGCGGGUCCUCCAGCGAAAGCGACAGCGGGCCCGCAGCGCAGUGCAGCAAGGCUGGAGGGCGACAUCCUUGUCUGCUCGGCUCAGGUCCCGCCUUGACCAGCACUAAAACUCAAAUCCGAAUCUCGUGGAGCCACAGCCAUGGACCUCAAACCACGUUAUCGCCAUCACAAUGCUGCAAUGCCCGACGACGGCCGCACCAGCACCAACGGUGACGAGCGCAGUGACCGACGCCCGAGGCAUGACAGAGGCAUGAAUCCAGCGCGUAGAUCCCCAUCCUCCCCACCCCCCUUCGCCACCGAUUUGACGCAACGCCCUCGCGAGAGCCGCCGGAAGCCGACCAGGGCUCGCUCGCUCACGCGGCCCGACACCACCACGCCCGCCCCCGACUCGAGGCCCGGGGACCUCGACCGGCCUCAUCCCCCGCCCGACCCCCAGCGACACCAGCGCCGCAAGUCGCCGGGCCCGAGUCGAGAUCGCCCGCGCCGCCCCGAGAGGCCGCGCUCUCGCCCUCCCCGCGGCGACCCUCGCGGCCCUCGCGACCUGCCUGACCACCAGCCCUCCCUCGACCCCCGUCUCGACCGCUCGCGCCAGGAGCCGCAUCCGCGGGACAAGGAACGUCAUCAGCCCGUCGCUAGAGAUAGUGCGCAUCGCGCAGCCGCCUCUCCGCCGCCGUCCGCUAAACGGCCACGGAGCCCCGGCCCUCCGACAUUCGCAGACUUGGAUCCGUCGGCGAAGAGACCUCGACACGACGACCACAGUCCCCAUCGCCCCGACCAGUCCUAUAAAGACCAGCAGCAAUACACCCAGCAUCCCGACCAGCGACGAGGAGGCCGUCGAGACGAGGGACCUCGGCGUCCAGAUUCGCCCUUUGGUCGACGCUCGCUGUCCCCUGAACGCGACCCGCGACGCGACAAGCGAUCGAAAAAGAAGAAGAAGAAGAACAAGAAUCGCCGCGGCCGAUCAAGGUCCCCAGGCCCGAGAGGUCGAGACGGGGGCCCGCCGCCCCGCGACCCGCGUGACCAACAAGCCCGACCGCCUGGCCCCUAUAAUCGAAGAGACUCACCCCUAGGCAGAGGAGGUUACUCGCGCUCACCACAACCCCCGGGGUUGCGACGGCCGUCCUUCUCCCGCGGCCGCUCUCCAUUCUCACCUAGGCGAGCCGCUGGGGCAGGCGAGCGGGUCCCGACCUCAUCGCCGGUCGACGCCCAGUCUCGUGACCGGAACACGCCCGACAGAGACCACCACCAUCACCCCGACGCGCAGCGUAGACACCACCAUCAAGGAGAAGGCCGUUCUCUACCGCCGCCACGGCGCGAGCGCGAGCGCGAGCGGGAACGUGAGCCUAGGAGCAAAAGGGGCAGGAAUCGUGAAGAGCGUUCCUCCCGCAAGUUCCAGCCACAGGCAUCAGGCGCCAACAGUAUAGAGGUCAACAUGUCGGCCAGAGGUGGAGGGCACCGAGGCGGAUACAACUCGGGCGGCGGGUAUUCAAUGAAGGGUUCCUACAGUCAGGGGAUUCCGUCGCACCACCAGGGCCCUAGGCGGUUCUCUCAAUCGUCAGGCCACGCCACUCCUCAUUCAUCCUUCCAUGGAUCACCGCCACCUCCACAGUCGCCCUACGGCGGGAGCCAGACUUGGGGAAACAACCAACCGCAACAGCAACAGUAUACGUCACCGAGUCAACACCCUCCCCAAUAUCCCCAAGGCGGAGGAGGCUACACACCGACGGGCCCGCAUAGCCAGUUCCAUCAAGCACAUUCCCCUUCGUACGGACCGCCGUCAGGACCAAGCCCUCAGUAUUCCGCAUACCCGCAAGGCCCCGGGCGGGGAGGCUAUAGGAAUGGCUCUGGCGGCUUCCGUGGUGGCAACACCUCUAAUAGUAGCGGACGCGCCGGGUAUCGUGGCAACAGCUUUAGGAGCACCCACUCGAAUGGCAGCCUGCAUGGCGGCAGUGGCCACACAAGUCCUGCGCCCGCAUCCAACAAUGGCGACGCGACCGUUGAGCCGCACAAGGAGGCGAAUGGGCCCCAUGCGCCACAACCGGACGACACCGCGGAGGAAGACAAUCCGUUCAGGCCAUCCAAGGACUUGCAGGUCGAGGAUACCAGCCCGUCCGCGCAGCCUGCUAGUGAUUCACUACCGCUUCACCAGCAACAGGACGAGUCUCUUGAGGAACAACAGCAGGAUCGAGUACAGGACGAAGGACAGGAACAACAGGAGGAGCAACAUCAUGAACACCAAGAUAUGCCACCCCCAACGGCGAGACAGCCUCCCACUGGUCCGCAAAACACAAAGAUCAAGUUCCAAAUGAGGAGCUCCAAAGCACCGGCCACAAUGCCCAAACCCGAGAUCUCAUCCAAAUUCAACGCCAUCCCCCAGCAGCACCAACAACAGCAGCAACAGCAACAGCAGCAGCAGCAGCAAAACCACCAGCAGUCACAAAAGUCACAAUCACAGCGCCCUGACUCUUCCAAGCAUGAUCGAGAUUUCCCCCGCAAUGCUCCGACAGAGCCCGCAGCGGCGAGGCCUAGGAAUGACCGCGGGCAACGGCCACCUCAUGACGCUCCCCGACAGCCCCAGCAGCAGCAACAGCAGCAGGCGCCACAGCCGCGAUUCAGGAUGGUCAAGAAGUUGAUGAAGCGCCCUGUUCGGAAAGACCCCUUACCUGCCGAGCUAGCAACCUCCGGGUCUGUCUUCUAUCGCAAGCCCGGAAACGAGUCGGUCGUCGGCUCGGGAACCUACGGAAAGGUGUUCAAAGCUAUCAACGUAUACACCAAGAACCUGGUGGCGCUGAAGAAGAUCCGCAUGGAGGGCGAGCGAGAUGGAUUUCCCGUGACCGCGGUGCGCGAGAUCAAGCUGCUGCAGUCGCUCAGGCACAUAAAUAUCGUACAGCUGCAGGAGGUCAUGGUGGAGAAGAACGACUGCUUCAUGGUGUUUGAGUACCUGUCGCACGACCUGACGGGCCUUUUGAACCAUCCCAGCUUCAAGCUGGACGCGGCGCAGAAGAAGCACCUGGCCAAGCAGAUGUUCGAUGCUCUCGACUAUCUGCACCGCCGCGGAGUGCUGCACCGAGACAUCAAGGCAGCCAACAUUCUGGUCAGCAACGACGGUGUUCUCAAGCUUGCCGACUUUGGAUUGGCUCGCUUCUACGCGAAGCGUCACCAGCUCGACUACACAAACCGCGUCAUCACCAUCUGGUAUCGCUCGCCCGAGCUGCUUCUGGGCGAGACCCGCUAUGGCCCAGCCGUCGACAUCUGGAGCGCCGCCUGCGUCAUGGUCGAGAUCCUGACGCGCUACGCCAUCUUCCCGGGCGAGGGCGGCGAGAUCAGCCAGCUCGACAAGAUCUGGGCUGUCUUGGGCACGCCCAACCGAUCCGAGUGGCCAGGACUUGUCGACAUGCCCUGGUUCGAGCUGUUGCGCCCUUCGUUCCGCCGCCCAAGCACGUUUGCAAAGCUGUAUCGUGAGCGCCUAACUCCCGCCGCCUUUGCGCUUCUUGAGGCCAUGUUUCGUUUCGACCCGACCAAGAGACCAUCAGCCGCCGAGGUCCUUGAGCACCCGUACUUUGCCGAGGAGGAGCCGGCUCCAAGGCAGGCUGUCGAACUUGCAGCCAUCGACGGCGACUGGCACGAGUUCGAGUCGAAGCAGCUCCGUCGCAAGAACGAACAGAAGGAGAAGGAAGCGAGGAGAGCCGCAAAGGAGAAAGAGAGGGAGAGUGUCAACGGCAGAGACGCGUCGACAGCCGCGGGCAAGGACAAUGGCGACAAUAGGAAGCGCCCCCACGAGUCGGCGAGUCACGACCAGCGCCAGCGCGACCCUAAAAGGCAGCACGUGGACGAACGCUCAGCACAACAACCAAGCGACUCGGCUCAAGCAGACAAACAUGAACAGAAGCAAUCCGGCGAAGCUGACUUGGCCGGCUCAAAGGCCGCCGCCGCUGCACCAAAUCCAGAACCAGCACCAGGGGGUUCGACUAUGGUGGUUGUGAGCGCUACUACGAGCGACGCCUAAGCUACUGCUGUAGACCCCAGCCGGAGGUCCCGGCAUGUGGACUGGACUUUUUGCUGUCGAGAUGCCCCGAAUGAAACUCUUCUUUCGUAUCUAUACUAUGGUUGGGCAAAAGGGGACGGAGGGGGGGCUUUCUUUUUCUUUUUCUUGUUUUUCCUAUCCUAUUUUCUUUCCACCUCUUGUUCACAAUUAAUAUGUAUGUGGUUGAUCGUGUCGCCACUUGCGCUGUUCUUGCUAUAUCGCUAGGUGCCCUUAAGGCCAGGUGAUUGACGAGAAAACAAAUGAAGGACACACAAAAAAAAAACACUGGAAGAGUUCGCGUACGAGUGAGUGGCCGAGAUGGGGGGUUGGGGCAAAAGGGUGGGAAACGGCUUCGGGGCAGCUAGCGCGGCCAGUAGCGUCUUGCAUGUUGUACCUAAUACAUGAGCGGAGAGGCCCUUUUUUUUUUACACAUGUGCCGGGCAUUAUCGAACCAUAUUUCUAUACGACCAGGGCCAUCUGGCCCAAGAGCCGCAGGGGAUGGGCACGGUGUCCUGGUACUCGCCGAC